This is a messenger RNA of Micromonas commoda, 1158 nucleotides long. RefSeq lists its product with no specific name. Bases 1 to 1158 code for a protein of 385 amino acids. The transcript has a single exon. Lineage: Eukaryota; Viridiplantae; Chlorophyta; Mamiellophyceae; Mamiellales; Mamiellaceae. Gene Ontology annotation, cellular component: nucleus. The record is from RefSeq and is a predicted model, not a curated record. Gene Ontology annotation, molecular function: protein binding.
AUGUGGUGGGACGAUCCCCCACCGGACGCCGCCUCCUUCGACGCGUUAUGCGCAAAGUCCGGCGGGCGCGUCCGCGCGGGGGAGAGCGCCACGACCGGCGGUGGGCGCGCGCUCUUCGCCACCGCCCCGGUAGCGAAGGGCGAGAUUGUCUUUCGCGAGUCGCCCUCGCUCAUCCUCCAGGACCCGGCUAACAGGCCUCUGGCCAGGGCGUGCGCCCGGUGCCAUUCCAUGCUACGCGGAGCUCCGAGCGAGACCGCGUGCGCGCAGGGGUGCGGCGAGGGUUACUGCGACGAACGGUGCCGCGUCGCACACGUGGAGCAGGGAUCGCACGGACUCCUGUGCGUCGGGCCGAUCGACUCGUGGGAGCAUCCCCUCGCCGCGCUCAAGCUCGCGUGCGCGCGGGACGACGACGGCGACGGGCACCUCGCGCUCAUCGCGGAGAUGUGCGCGUGGUGCAUCGCAUCCGCGGCGCGGCGCGGUGACGCGUCGUCGUCAUCGUCGUCGUCGGGGGCGUCCACAGCCGUCGCCGCCGCUUUGGACGACGCCAAUCUGCGAACAUACGUCGCAGGCGCCGUGUGGGAUUGGACCGGCGCGUCGGGCGGCGACGGCGCCAGGGCGAGGUGCGAGGCGCACGCGCGGAUGAUACGCGAGGCGAUGGCGUCGCACGAGGGAAGCUCGGAAAAGCUGCGCGGCGCGGAGGCGCUGAUGGACCCGGCGAGCGGCGUCGUCGGCGCGAGGGGCGUCGCGGAGCUCGCCGGCGUCUUGGCGCGAAACUCCCUCGCGGUGGCGGUCGAAUCGUCGUCGGCGUCCGCGUCGGCACCCGCGUCGGCACCCGCGUCGGCACCCGGUGACGCGUCGACGUCGAACGCGUCCCCACGCAAACUCGGCGCGAGGUACGAGGGCGUCGCCUUGUUCCCGCUGACGUGCCUCAUGAACCACUCGUGCGAACCAAACGCGGAGGUUCGUUUCGAAGACGCGGGACCGGGCGCCGGCGUCGUCGCGGCGGUGCACGCGCUGCGGGAGAUACGGGUCGGGGAGGAGCUGAGGCACAGCUACGUGGACGAGACGAGGCCGGUUUUCCUCAGGGCGGCGGAUUUGGCGGCGUUUGGGUUCAGGUGCGACUGCGGAAGGUGCGCGCGAGCGCGAGGAGGGUCGUGA